Impatiens glandulifera is the source of this 2507-nucleotide messenger RNA. RefSeq names its product probable CoA ligase CCL12. NCBI's taxonomy places the organism in Eukaryota, Viridiplantae, Streptophyta, Magnoliopsida, Ericales, Balsaminaceae. The coding region runs from base 53 to 2245 and encodes 730 amino acids. The transcript is spliced from 14 exons. The record is from RefSeq and is a predicted model, not a curated record.
GUGUGUGUGUGUGUGUGACUCAGUUCUCAGUGCAGAAAGAGAUAAGAGAGUGAUGGAACGGGGCAUUCGCGAAGUGAAAUUGGAGGAUUUAGUGGGAGCAGGCUUACCGGCAGAGGAGGCGAGAGCUUUGAAGGCUUCCCUAGAUGACGUAAUUUCUCGACUAGGGUUUGGCUCUGAUCCGAGAGAUGUGUGGCGCGAAAUCACUGAUCGGCGCUUGCUUCGCCCAUCUUUCCCUCAUUCUUUACAUCAGCUCGUCUAUUAUGCUGUCUACUCCAAUUACGACGAGUCUUCUUCUGGACCUCCUCUCUAUUGGUUUCCUUCAUUAUAUGAAGCUGAGAUGACAAAUUUGGGUCGUAUCAUGGAAACUUAUGGUCCAAGAGUAUUGGGCGGAUCAUACAGAAACCCCUUGACAAGUUUUCGUCUCUUCCAAGAAUUCUCUGUUCAAAAUGCUGAGGCUUACUGGUCGUUUGUACUGAAAGAGCUAUCAAUUGUAUUUCAUAAAGAACCUAGAUGCAUUCUUGACACAUCAAGUCAAAAUGGAACUUGGUUUCCUGAUGCCAUAAUGAAUAUUGCAGAGUGUUGUCUAUUACCAUCUAAUCAUCCUAGAAAACGGGAUGAUUCUCCCAUCAUUGUGUGGCGCGACGAAGGCUGUGAUGAUUCACCUGUCAAUCGUAUGACAUUGAAAGAACUUCGGGAACAAGUGAUGCUGGUAGCUAAUGCAUUGGAUGCAAUGUUCUCGAAGGGCGAUGCGAUUGCAAUUGAUAUGCCCAUGACAGUCACGGCAGUCAUUAUUUACUUGGCAAUUGUGUUAGCAGGAAUGGUCGUUGUAUCAAUUGCUGACAGUUUUGUAGCAAAGGAAAUUGCUACUCGUUUAAGGGUAUCAAAAGCAAAGGUCAUCUUUACUCAGGAUUUCAUUGUAAGAGGUGGAAGGAAGUUUCCUUUAUACAGCAAAGUUGUUGAAGCAGCUCCACAUAAGGCUAUUGUGAUUCCCGCCAUUGGGGGAGAUAUUGGGAUUUCUUUAAGAGAACAUGAUUUACCAUGGAAGGAUUUUCUUUCAACUGUCAAUCACCUUCCUAGAUCAAACUAUUUUUCUCCUGUGUACCAAUCUAUUGAUUCCAUCACUAAUAUACUCUUCUCAUCUGGAACCACAGGGGAUCCGAAAGCAGUUCCUUGGACACAUGUUUCUCCUAUUAGGUGUGCGGCUGAUUCGUGGGCACAUAUGGAUUCUCAAGUAGGUGAUAUAGUUUGCUGGCCUACUAAUCUAGGAUGGGUUAUGGGACCAAUUCUACUCUAUUCUUGCUUUUUAUCCGGAGCCACUCUCGCAUUAUAUAAUGGUUCUCCUCUUGGAAGAAACUUUGGGAAAUUUGUACAAGAUGCAGGAGUGAAUAAAUUGGGCACAGUUCCCAGUUUAGUGAAGGGUUGGAAGAGUACUAAGUGUAUGGAAGGAUUAGACUGGACUAAGAUAAAGUCAUUUGCUUCAACCGGAGAAGCUUCCAAUAUUGAUGAUGACCUUUGGCUUUCAUCAAGAGCCUACUAUAAACCGAUUAUUGAAUGUUGUGGAGGAACCGAGCUUGCUUCAUCUUACAUCCAAGGAAGUCUUCUCCAACCGCAAGCUUUUGGUAUGUUCAGUUCUGCAUCUAUGACGACGGGAUUUGUUAUUCUUGAUGAUGAUAAGAAUCCCUAUCCGAAUGAUCAAGCUUGUGCUGGGGAAGUAGGUUUAUUUCCGAUUUAUAUGGGUGCAACCGAUCGUUUACUUAAUGCUGAUCAUGAAGAGGUGUACUUCAAUGGAAUGCCCAUGUACAAAGGAUUGCGAUUGAGGAGACACGGGGACAUAAUAAAGAGAACAAUCGGGGGCUAUUAUGUGGUUCAGGGAAGAGCCGAUGAUACCAUGAAUCUUGGUGGAAUUAAGACUAGUUCUUUAGAGAUUGAGCGGGUAUGUGAUCGAGCUGAGGAGAGUAUCGUCGAGACAGCUGCUGUAAGCAUUUCUCCUCCAACUGGUGGGCCGGAGCAGCUGGCAAUCUUUGUUGUUUUAAGGCACGGUUUUACUGCAGAACCAGAAAUGUUAAAGACAAAACUGACUAAAACCAUUCAAAUGAACCUGAAUCCUCUGUUCAAGGUGAGCUAUGUCAAGAUUGUUGAGGAGUUUCCAAGAACAGCUUCGAAUAAAUUGCUGAGAAGAGUACUGCGGGAUCAACUGAAACAGGAGAUUUACGCAGCUGCUGCUGCUGUUAGGAGUCGGAUUUGAUGGUUAAUAUCAAGUUUCUUAUGAUAAUAUCCAAUAAUUGUUGUUGUAAACAAUAUGAUAAUAUCCAAUAACUGUUGUUGUAAACAAUAAAAAGUAUGAUUGAUAUUUGUCUAGUUAAUUAAUAAUAAUUUCAUAUUAUUUUAGAAUGAAACAUGUUCACAACUUACAUUUAAUGAAUUCAAUUUAUUUGUAAACAGAUUCCAACCAACUAGUAGUAGAGCAUUUAAUACAGCUCAAAUAUUGGCCUAUGUAUUUAUUUUUU